This is a messenger RNA of Sorex araneus (European shrew), 1735 nucleotides long. It is a transcript of the gene STK16, whose product is annotated as serine/threonine kinase 16. Gene Ontology annotation, biological process: protein phosphorylation. Lineage: Eukaryota; Metazoa; Chordata; Mammalia; Eulipotyphla; Soricidae. The transcript has 7 exons. The coding region runs from base 430 to 1347 and encodes 305 amino acids. The record is from RefSeq and is a predicted model, not a curated record. Gene Ontology annotation, cellular component: Golgi apparatus; cytoplasm. Gene Ontology annotation, molecular function: protein serine/threonine kinase activity; ATP binding.
GGGGAGUCAGGGGCCCGGCCCCCUCCCGGCCUGUGCGCGCCGAUGCCGAGGCGGCGGGGGGCGCCCAGGGGAUGUCCCCUCCCUCGCCUCGCACCCCCUCUGCCCGCAACCGGGACGAACGCGGGACCCGCCUUUGCGGCCCCAAGGGGUGCGGGAGCCCCGGGCGGCCCGCAGGUGGACCCAGGGUCUGGCGCUGGGAGGCACCUGGGCGCUGCCAUACGGGAGCUGGCAUCGCCAGGCCUGAGCUCGCAGCGGUCCCCAUUGCUCCGCUGGGCCCCCCUCUGGCUUGCGUCCGACCCGUCGCCGUGCCGGUCUCUCCCUUCCAGAAUGUUCUCCCGGACCCUCGGCUCACCGUCUGUCAGAGCAGUGCCCCCUGGACCAGCCCGUUGACAGCCCUAGACCGCCCCGGAGGAGGAUGACCCGGCCGCUAUGGGCCACGCGCUGUGUGUCUGCUCUCGGGGAACUUUCGUCGUGGACAACAAGCGCUACCUCUUCAUCCAGAAGCUGGGGGAGGGCGGGUUCAGCUAUGUGGACCUAGUGGAGGGCUUACAUGAUGGCCACUUCUACGCCCUGAAGCGGAUCCUGUGUCACGAGCAGCAGGACCAGGAGGAAGCGGAGCGAGAAGCGGACAUGCAUCGCCUCUUCUAUCACCCCAACAUCCUUCACCUUGUGGCUUACUGUGUGAAGGAGCGGGGCCCAAAACAGGAGGCCUGGCUACUGCUCCCCUUCUUCAAGAGAGGGACGCUGUGGAACGAGAUCGAAAGGCUGAAGGACAAAGGCAGCUUCUUGACGGAAGAGCAGAUCCUCCAGCUGCUGCUUGGCAUCUGCAGAGGCCUCGAGGCCAUUCACGCCAAGGGUUAUGCCCACAGAGACCUGAAGCCCACCAACAUCUUGCUCGGGGAGGAGGGGCAGCCAGUGUUAAUGGAUUUGGGCUCCAUGAAUCAAGCUCGCAUCCAAGUGGAGGGAUCCCGCCAGGCUCUGGCCCUGCAGGACUGGGCAGCCCAGCGGUGCACCAUCUCCUACCGGGCCCCCGAGCUCUUCACCGUGCAGAGCCACUGCGUCAUCGAUGAGCGGACUGAUGUCUGGUCCUUAGGCUGCGUGCUCUACGCCAUGAUGUACGGCGAAGGGCCCUACGACAUGGUGUUCCAGAAGGGGGACAGCGUGGCCCUGGCUGUCCAGAAUAAGCUCAUCAUCCCACAGAGCCCCAGGUACUCGGCAGCGAUGCAGCAGCUGCUGGACUCAAUGAUGACCGUGGACUCCGAGCAGCGCCCUCACAUUCCCGUCCUCCUCACUCAGCUGGAGGCCCUGCAGCCCCCAGCGCCAGGCCAGGACACGACCCACAUCUGAGCACGCCAGUGGCCAUGGUCCGAGCAAGCCAGCGGCUGUGGUCCCAGCACGUCAGUGGCGUGGUCUGAGCCAGCCAGGAGCCGUGGAGCGACGGCAGCCGCAGAGCCCGGAUGGAGGCUCUGGGCCGUGUGUGCGGUGCAGCGUGCCCGGCUCUCCCCCUCCCGCUCACUUGCCAGAGGGCAGAGGGGUGGGAGCAUCAUCUUGCCCUUCCUUCCUUUUGCCCUCUCACUCCCAAGAGCAAAGGGGGCAGGGCCCCUGAGCUGGGGGACUGUGGGAGCCUGAGCUGGGGGACACAGGCUCUGAGCUCACAUCAUGGUCUGGUUCCAAAUUUGGGAGCAGGAGAUUGUAUACAGACAGGAAUAAAGUGAAAGCACUUUGGUGUCUUGAA